GUUGUCUCAGUUUAGAUCUAGGUGUGCGAUAUGCUUUCCAAUUGAAUUAUAAUUUCGAAUGGAAUUAUUAAUUGAAUCAUAAAUGGCAAUCCGAUCCAAAUUAAUUACUUCUCUUUUAACAGUGGCCAAAUCAGUGAAUGAAUUUCUACGAUUGGGAAGCCAUAUCAAUCAGCAGAUUGUCUAUUACCCGGCACAGAUGGAACUCAUAUUUCCCAACGAAUUAGGUAUCCCAGUACGACUACAAACCACUUCCGUGUCCUUCACUUCGAUAAGAGGUAACCUGACUACACCAGCAACUGAUAUACACAUAAGGUACCAAGGUAUGUCCCUGGUGUCACUGUCCACAUUCGGCCCACUGGUACAGUCGGAGCACGCGGCUCGAAUUCAAAAAUCUAUUGUGACACAUUUACCGAUCAAAUUCAAUAUAUCACACACACCUAUCGGGGUGUUCAACAUGAUGAAAUAUCUUGAACCAAAGAGACUGAUGCUGCGAGCCAUCACCAUGUUCGUGUCUCCCCCCUCCACAUCAUGUGGAAUCAUCCAUCUCCACAACGAGGCCAUCUUAAAUGUCAACAGGGGAGUAAAAGCUACGUUUCUGAUUGAAAAUCUGGCUUCGAUCGUGGAGUACUUUUCUGGUGACAAAAACGUUUUGAAGACUUCUCUACUUCUGAAAGACUAUAGACAAGACACGGAAACGUCAGGUGAAUUUUUAAACUUCGAAAUGGACUUCGGAAUAAAGAACCAAGAUAAGAAUAUAGUGACUAGACUCGAGUUUAACUCUAGCGAUGUUGUGAGGACUUUUAUCGAAAACAACGAUUAUUUGUACUUAGGCGACAGACAUACAGCAUUGCAUUCUAAGCACAGGAGUCAUAUAACAGCUGGAUUCUACAAACCAAGUGAAAACAACAACACACAACAAGAAGUAUUGUUACUUAACGUGUCUGUCGACACCGCUAAAGAACUAACGGGAGAAAAGAGGAUAGAUGUUAGGUUCUCUCACGAGGACAACGUGGUAUUGGACCCCUUCACGCGUCUGAUACUUCCGUUUUGCUCUAAAGAUUCUGAAGAGAGCGGCUUUAAGGAGAUGCAGGUAAAAAUUAUUUUUGCCGACACCUGGUAAUUAAUCUCAUUAUCAUCAUUAGCCUAUGGUAUGCGAAGGCCCACGCCUUCUCUAUGGAAUGGAUAGAAUCAAAUAAGGACAGGCCAUAAACCAACACGUGAAUCCUGUACGGAUUUUUCUCCUCCUACAUGAAUCUAUAUUCACUAAUUAUAGGGCAAACAUUUUCCGCUUCGUUCCGGCGGCCCAAUGCUGUCGUAUAUACAUAUUUGGUUACAGAGCAAAACGAAGCCUACUCCACAGCUACCACAAGACAUAUGGGUGCCACUAUACCUCUCCUGCAUUUCGGAAUCAUUCAAAAUGCCUCUUCUAGAUCUUGCUACGAGCAACACUGAUAUUUCUGCGGUAUUAAAGGAAGGUGUGACAUCGGUUAAGGUAACCAAUAGUCCUGAUAUGAGGUUGAAAUCACCAGAGAUCGUCUGGUGGAUGGACAACUGGAUUACAUUGAAGAAGAUUACCACAUUUGGACUUUAUCAGGAAUGUAGGUUGCAGGAUUCUACUGUGCAAACGUUGAAUGGCUCGUUAAGGACAAUAAAUUCGACUAAUGAGGAGACAAUAGCUCUAGCCGACUGCACUGAAAUACCAAGAUUUGCAGUACUGAGGCAGAAGUCUGGGGGUGUGACAGUAUACGCCGGUGGUAAAUCAGUAUCUACUAAAUUGGAACAAGGAAGCGUAAACUGGGUCAUAAACGGGGGUGCCCCAAGGAUCCAUUUUAGAAUAACACAACUGUCCGAUGGUGUAAAAAUACAGCCUAAAGGCUCUGGAAUACAAGUGUAUAACAGGAUAAACGAAACAGUUAUACUUGUACCGAAUUCCCAUCUACACGCCGUCUGUGGAGAGUGUACUGCAGAUACACAUUGAACACGUUUAUAUUAACCUAUAUGUUCUAAUAAUAUGUAGUUAACUA
This is a messenger RNA of Diatraea saccharalis (sugarcane borer), 2024 nucleotides long. NCBI's taxonomy places the organism in Eukaryota, Metazoa, Arthropoda, Insecta, Lepidoptera, Crambidae. The record is from the annotation of a GenBank genome assembly.